This is a messenger RNA of Rhineura floridana, 4198 nucleotides long. RefSeq names its product proline rich 15 like (gene PRR15L). Bases 275 to 595 code for a protein of 106 amino acids. The transcript is spliced from 2 exons. Lineage: Eukaryota; Metazoa; Chordata; Lepidosauria; Squamata; Rhineuridae. The record is from RefSeq and is a predicted model, not a curated record.
AGAGAGAGAGAGAGAGAGAGAGAGAGAGAGGGGAGCAGCACAAACAGGUAUGUUGCACCUCGGCACACCUGAGCUGUGAUAUGAGAGCCACUUUUUUACUGGCUGGAGGAGCCAAACCUGCUUGUUUUGCCACAGAGACCCACCUCACUGUCAGGCCCCCAUCCCAUUACUUCUUUAUGUUGGUCUUUCCCUAUAACGGCUGAACAUACUAUCCUGUGAGGACGAAGUUGUGAAGUCCAAGAGAGCAGGGUGACGAUUCCUUUCUGUCGGCACCAUGGCGGAAAACAAUAGCUGGUGGAAGCUGACUUUCCUCCGGAAAAAAAAAUCCACCCCCAAGGUAUUGUAUGAGAGCCCAGAUAUCUAUGCUGUUGCCAACAAUGAGAACCAACAGGAGGGAGUGCUAGCAGAUGGGGGCAGCGGUGCUACCAACGAGCGUGAAUUCAAUGCCCGGCUAGAGAAGAUUGUGGACAAGAGCACCAAAGGGAAACAUGUCAAAGUCUCCCAUUCAGGGCGCUUCAAGGAAAAGAAGAAAGUAAGGGCCACGUUAUCGGAAAAUCCCAACUUUUUUGCUGACAGCGAGCGGGAUGAGAAAUAAGGGGCGUAUGAAGGAGAGAUUCCUUUCACGUGCCCUCAUUUGAGGAUGUUUCUCUGCUCCAAGAGAAGCGUAAGACACAUCCAUUUCAUUCUAUUUGCAAAUGAAGUUAACGACGGACCAUCUGGGCUUCCAGGAAUGGCUCCUGAUUUCAUGUGACAAGAGAAGGUUCAGAAGAAGAUGAACUUUAUUAAUGUUAUUAGUUUUUUUUUUUAAUUUAAGGAAUAAAUGCAAUAUUUUAAAUGCAAGCUUGCUGGGUAAUCAGCGGUGGAGAAACUUGAUGCCAGAGGGACAGCAGCGUGUGUGACACAAGGCUCAUAGUCAGAAUUGCUUAUUCAGUUACCCCUGGAUACCAGUUAGCAACCCUGACAUCCCAGUGGUGCCAUCAGGGCAGGACUUUGUCCAGCCUCCAGUUCUCAGAAGAAUGAACAUGAGGGCCCCCCAAAUUUAGCAGAGCUAGAUUGCCAUACUUUGAAGUAUGUGAAUGCACAUUUAAAAUUACCUAGCUGGACAGCUGUGUCAUCCUCAUAAUCAGGGUAAGUGGAGUACUGAUGUCUUUGCCACCCAGGGCCAGCAUUGCCACCUGGCACCCUUGGGCAACAGUCCAGUCUGACCCACCAGUGCUGAUGCCUGCCUUGGCCCUCCUGCCCACAUGUUCUCUUGACUGCAGGUUUAUCUGGCAGCGGUGGCUGGGUUUGAGAAGGUGCUUCCCACUGAACACUUCCCACAAUGCUCCAGAAUGCUCAGUGUAGCAUAACCUUUGACUGGGGAUCAUCAACCUCUUUCUACCAGUAGGCACUUUUUGAAUUUGAAGGCGGUGCCAGUUACAAAAUGGGUCCUGUCACGGGCAUAACAUAAAAUGGCUGCUGUUGGGGUGUGGUAUAACACAAUAUGGCUGCCACAUCUAAAAGACAGAAGAAAAGACAGGACCACAAAAUGGUGUAGGCAUGCCUGCCACAUCAGUUCCUCCCCAAUCAAAGAGGAAAAAGUCACCUAUAUCAGCCACCGCUGUGCUCACUCACAGAGAGAAGUUCUCAGCACUCCUCUGUGUUCCGUUCUGGCAUCCAAUGAAAUGUGGGCAUGUUCAGUGUAGGAGAGGCUGAGUCAGUGCAAACUGGAACUGAGCAGGAACUGUCUCUUGUGCACUGUGUAAUUUUUGAAAAUUUAUUUUACUGAGAUCUCUCAUGGGCAUGACAGAAGGUAUUGGUCGCCGUGUUAGUAACCCCUGGCUGGCCCAUUGUGGGAAAUGUAAAUGGUGGAUGGCCUCCGAGUUUAAGCUAUUGGAACAAUGUAAAAUUGUGACUGGGAGGGCCAGGGGGUGUUCGAAACUGAAAGCAGCCUUGCCGCCCCUUGGUGCAAUGCUUACUGCUAAAGUUGGAGAGUCUAAUCUGUUAGCGAUUCUGAGUACUGAACCAGGUUCUGGUGCGGGCUUACAUAACUAUGACCUACCAAGCUAAACAGCCCCACAGACGUCCAAGUAUAUGAUUAACACCCCACCCACUUUUCACUCCCAGGACUGUAGCAAAAAUGGAUUAAUCGACCUCCUUAUGGACCACCAUAUAAGGCUGGAGAGCUGUGUUUUCAGUGUGAUGGGCCACAGUUUGUGCAGGCCUUGUCCCAUGGCGUUCUGGACUACAUAAUCCAGAAUAAAAAGGUGUAAAUUGUGGACAUGUCUUUGUUAGAAGCCUUACUGUGCCCUGUAGGAUGAUAUAUCCAGCUACAAACCAAUGCAUAACAGAAGCCCCACAUGAAAAUGUUUCCUUUAUACCGAUUCCAUCUAGUUUGAUUGCAAAACCGGCCCCUUUCUCUCACUCCCAUCUGCUUCACUUUUUCUCCUCAUCCUGGUGGGCAGCAUUAGGGAUUCUUAUAAAGAAAAGCAGAAGGGUGUGUUGGUUUAGCAUGGAGUGGCACCCCCAAUAACAUGUCCCUUGGGAUGUGUUUUGUUUAUGCUCAAGAUAUGACUGUUCUGUUUGUGGGUCAAAAUAAAUUUCUCUCCAGCUCAGACAGUAAUUCUUAUAGCAGUGCUGGGAAACCUCAGACUUGGGUGCCAAAUGUCACCUUCUCCCGCCUCUUCCUCUUGACCUUUGGACUCUUCCCAAGCCACACCCCUCUGUCCAGGCCACACCUAUCACUGGUCCUGCUUUGCACCCUUCCUGGGUACUUUUGCCUGUCUGGGUUGUGUCUCCGGUUACUAAUAACACCUCUUGUUUGCCUCGAUGAAGGAUGAAGAAAGGUCUGUGUAUCUGUGUAGAAGCCUCUGACUUUUGUGUUGCUGGAAUGUAGCCUACUGUACAAAAUGGCCCACCCACUUUUGCCUCUGGCCCCAUCCACCCAGAAGGUUCCCCAGGAGGGAAUGCAGCCCUCAGGCUGAAAAAGGUUUCCUGUCCCUGCCCUCUAGGGAGUGAAAGCUGGUGGCUCUGAUAUCAGCAGGUCAGUGAAUCCGCUCCAGGUUUUAGUCUGAACUUCCAAGGAGCUGUCCGAGGUGAGCACCUCAGACAGCUCUUUGAAAGUCCAGACUAAACCCUGGAACAGAUUCCCUGCCUCACUGACAUGAGAGCCACCAGCCUGCACCGCUUCUGGGCUUUCCCUCUAAUGUGUAGCUUUGUUAUCUAGCUUGAGUAAUCAAUAACUGUCUGGUCCUUAUUUUAUUAUUUUAUUUAUCUACCUGAUUGAUAUAUACCAAUUGUUUGGGCACAAUUGCCUCUUCUAGGUAGUGUACAAAAUUUCAUAAUGUAUGUUAAUUAUAAAACAAAACAAACAUCCAGUUAAAACCACAUUGCACUCCUUCAAAUUGAACAGUAGCAGGUAAAGCAUCAGCAACAAUCAAUAUAAGCAGAAGCAAUUAAUAAAAAGCAGACUGAAAUAAAACACAGGCUUCUUUCUUAAAAGUUUCCAAAGAUGGUGUCACAAGACCCAGGGGAGAGAAUUCCUAAGCGUGGAGCUACUGGCAAAAAGGUCCUGUCUCUAGUACCUAUUAGCCUAAUAUCUCUUGUGAAUCUUUUAUGAAUCUCCUUCAAGUCACUUAUCAGCCACUUCUCUGUCCAUAUAUGUAUGUGCCCCAUGUGGGUGGGGAAAUACACCAUUUGGUUCCUGUUUAUUCCUGAUGUCCCAGUUCAAGGUUCCUUGCCCAAAGUGUCACCCAAAUGUUAGCAAACAUCAUUUUAAAUUCCAACCAUUAACUUGGGUCCACUAAAGUGGAGGAAAGGACGUCUAAAAAUGAUUGCUACACACAUUGAAUUCAAGGUUGUUCUUUUCCCACAUUCAGUUCCAUUCCCUCCAGUCUGUCCCUGCCAACUCUGCAUGGUAGGUCAGGGGAAUGUUUGCAGUGAAGAACUGUACUAAUAACUCACCUAUCAAGCUCAUUUUAUACUCAUAAAAACCUACAGUUUUGUUGAACUUUGCACAUCAGUUUUAUUGAACUUUGUCAGUUUGUCUUCCUAACCGGCAAAAAUUGCCCUUUGCACAAUUUUUCCCUACUGUUAUCCCAUACAGAUUGGGUUACAAAAGAAACUUUACUUGGCCUUCACACACACACCCACUCAGCCCACCCAAAUUCAAGGGGAGCUCCCACCCACCCAAAUCCCCCCUUAACCUUAUUUAUGUAAA